AUGGAUAAACAGAUCACAAUCGGACAAAUAACGCCGACGUUGAGCAAAUUCACCUUCGUCGCUAUCGUCAUUGACAAGGGUUACAUAAGAUCUCGUAUGGGAGGGGAUAAAGUUCAUGGAACCCGGGUCGCAGAUCACUCAGGAAGUGUAACCGUCGAGAUUUCUACUGCUGACUAUUUUGAUGUAAUUCGAGUCGGAGACAUUUUGCGGUUUCGCAACGUCAUUCCUAGUGUUUAUCGGACUAAAAUGAAAGUUUAUUGUGGAAAGUACUCGGAAUUGGCGAGAAUUGGCGACUUCCAGUUUUUGUUCUCGGAGACGCCUGACAUGAGUGAAUCUAACCCGGAAUACGCAAUUUAUCAAAAAGAAAGACCCGAAAGAUCAGAUGCUAAUGCUGAUCGUCCCGCCAUGCCCAAAGAUCCACGAAGAGUCGUUUCUGAACGUGCCACUCCACAACAGACGACCGCCCAACCUCGCGCACGGGAUGGUGUUCCUCCUGCCACUUCUCGACCGACACCUUCGCACAAAGAUCCCCGAAUGACAAGGCCAACA
This is a messenger RNA of Mesorhabditis belari, 549 nucleotides long. Lineage: Eukaryota; Metazoa; Nematoda; Chromadorea; Rhabditida; Rhabditidae. The record is from the annotation of a GenBank genome assembly.